Molecule: messenger RNA, 808 nt
Organism: Diachasmimorpha longicaudata
Lineage: Eukaryota; Metazoa; Arthropoda; Insecta; Hymenoptera; Braconidae
Gene: Bka
Product: rRNA-processing protein FCF1 homolog
Exons: 4
Coding region: 138-746 (202 amino acids)
Cellular component (GO): small-subunit processome; nucleolus
Source: RefSeq, a predicted model, not a curated record
UCCCGGGAGGUGCUGCCACUGGUGAGCACGGAAUUAUUUGAGAUCAGGUGGAGUUUGGAGGUUAGAUUUUUUCGGUGUAACGUGGUUGUGUGAUCCUGCAAUUGUUUUUACUGGAUAUUUAAAAUAUUUAGCAAAAUAUGGGAAAAAACAAGAAAACUAGGAAGGUGGUGAUGCAGAGGUUUGCACAGAUGAAGAAGAUGAUCAGUCCCAAUGAUCCCAGAAUAAAAGCAGAAAAAAGAGCAGCUUCAAAGAAAAAGAAACCCGAAAACCCAUCGGAAAUGAAAGUCAGAGAAGUACCCCAACAAUCGUCAGCCCUAUUCUUCCAAUACAACACGCAAUUAGGGCCCCCUUAUCACAUUCUGAUCGACACCAACUUCAUAAAUUUCUCGAUAAAAAAUAAACUCGACAUAAUUCAGAAUAUGAUGGAGUGCCUCUACGCAAAAUGCAUUCCCUAUAUAACGGAUUGUGUGAUGGGAGAGCUGGAGAAGCUGGGACAGAAAUACAAGAUUGCAUUGAGGAUCAUUAAGGACCCAAGGUUCGAAAGGCUCCACUGCAUACAUAAGGGAACAUACGCCGAUGAUUGUUUGGUGAAUAGAGUGACACAACACAAGUGCUACAUUGUAGCGACUAAUGACAAGGAAUUGAAGAGUAGAAUUAGGAAAAUACCUGGUGUGCCUAUUAUGUAUGUGUCACAGCACCGGUAUACUAUCGAAAGAAUGCCUGACGCCUAUGGAGCCCCUAAGUAAUUAUUUUAAGAUAAAUUAGUUUGUUACUAUGAAAUACAGAUACUGAAUUCUUGCGAUAAAAU